This is a messenger RNA of Penaeus monodon (black tiger shrimp), 597 nucleotides long. RefSeq names its product HMG-Y-related protein A-like. The record is from RefSeq and is a predicted model, not a curated record. The transcript has 2 exons. NCBI's taxonomy places the organism in Eukaryota, Metazoa, Arthropoda, Malacostraca, Decapoda, Penaeidae. The coding region runs from base 1 to 597 and encodes 198 amino acids.
AUGACCCGCCUGCUCAAGACGCGGUGGAAAGACCCUGCCCAGGACCGGCGGAAAGACCCUCCCGGACCCCGGGGGAAAAGAGACGCCUCCCGGGACGCGGGGAAGAGACGACUGCCCAGGACCCCCGAUGACCGCCUGCUCAAGACGCCCCGGGAUGAGCCGUCUCUAAAGACCCCGGGACGCGCCGGAGGACGCCUGCUAAAGAGGGGGCCCCCGGAUGAGCCGCCUGCUCAAGGCGGGGGAAGAGACCCCUGCCCGGGCGGGGCGGAUGAGCCGCCUGCCAAACCGCCGGAAAACGCCUCCCCGGGACGGCGGAAGAGCCGCCUGCUGAAGACGCGCCGGAAGAGACGCCUGCCCAGGAGGGCGGCGGAAAGCCCCCCUGCAAAGACGCGGUGGAAGAGACCCUCCCCAGGCCGGGGGAAAACGCCUGGGGAAGAGACGCGCCGGAGGGCCCGCCUGCUCAAACGCGGGGGAAGAGACGCCUCCCCAAACCCGGGGGCGGAAGAGCCCCCUGCUAAAGACCGGCGAAGAGACCCCUACCCAGGACGCGGGGAAGAACCCUGGGGAAGAGACGCGGGGGAAAAAGACGCCUGCUAA